Messenger RNA from Mustela lutreola (European mink), 4143 nucleotides. Its product is annotated as tigger transposable element-derived protein 1-like. The transcript has 4 exons. The record is from RefSeq and is a predicted model, not a curated record. Gene Ontology annotation, cellular component: nucleus. Gene Ontology annotation, molecular function: DNA binding. Lineage: Eukaryota; Metazoa; Chordata; Mammalia; Carnivora; Mustelidae. Bases 472 to 2421 code for a protein of 649 amino acids.
CAGCGUUGCUCCGCGAUAGGUCUUGAUAUUCGGACUUGUUCGGCUGGGCUCGGGUAUUUCCGUUCGUGCAGGGCGUCCCGCGGUAAUUUCCGGGGACGCUCGCGGGUCCACGCAUGGGCGGUGCCGCCGCCAUCUUUAAGUAGGGCAGGUGCAGGUCCCUCGGUUCGCAGUCCGCUUGUGCAGACUGCAGCGUAGGUGGGUCUUACGAGGCCUUGCCCCAGGAGGUCACAGUGGCAGGGUGAUCAUGGCGGGCCGGAGCCCGGUCGAGGCCAUAGGCUUUGCCCAAAGAGGGCGGGGUCGGGCGCCCUCGGUGUCUCAUCGCAAACGCCACGCACGCGCGGAGAUUCUGGCUGAGGCAGAGGCAGGUAUGGCAGGAGAGGCCAAGGGGCUGCCAUCGUGGGCACACUGGUAGCAACUGUGGAUAGGCACUGGGGAGAGACCUCAUCAAGGUGUGUGUUCCAGGGAGGCGGAAUGAAGACAACUCCCCGGCUGCAAGUAUCGGGGAAGGCAUCCCUCGGUGGGAUUGGCCUCUGCCACACUGCCAAGCGGGACCGAAAGUCCAUCACCUUGCAUGUGAAAUUAGAGGUGCUUCGGAGGUUUGAGGAAGGUGAGAAGCUGACUCAGAUUGCCCGGGCCUUAGGGCUGGCCACUUCUACUGUUGCCUCGAUCCGUGUCAACAAGGACAAGAUCCGGGCCAAUUCUCAGGCAGCCACACCGGUAAGUGCCACACAGCUGACCCGCUGCCGGGGUGUGGUGAUGGGCCAUAUGGAACGCUUGCUGAGCCUCUGGAUCGAGGAGCAAAAGCGACAGAACCUGCCUAUCAGCACGCUGCUUAUCCAGGACAAGGCCCGACGGCUCUUCGUGCAGCUGCAGCAUGAGCAGGGUAAUGGCACUCGGGCUGAGACCUUUGGGGCCAGUAAUGGCUGGUUUGCCCGAUUCAAGGCUCGCCACAAUGUGCUUUUGACAGAUGAGCCAUCUGUGGCUGACACCCAGGCUGCUGCCCACUACCCCCCAGUGCUGCGCACCAUUCUAGAGGAGGGCUGCUACUCACCACGCCAGGUGUUCAAUGUGGAUGAGACUGGCCUGUUCUGGAAGCGGCUCCCAGAGCGCAUGUUGUUGGCCCUGGAAGGGGCAGCUGGGCCUGGCCUCAAGGCCUCUAAGGACCACCUGACCCUGCUGCUUGGUGGCAAUGCAGCUGGUGAUUUCAAGCUGAAGCCGCUGCUGGUGUACCCCUCAGAGAACCCACGUGCCCUCAAGGGCUGCUCCAAGGCCAGCCUUCCGGUGGUCUGGCGCUCUAACCGCAACGACUGGCUGACACCCAGCAUCUUCCAGGAGUGGUUUACUAGCUGCUUCUGUCCUGCUGUGGAGAGCUACUGUGCCAGCCACGGCCUCCCACACCGUGCCCUGUUGGUCUUGGACGGCGCACCCUGCCACCCUGCUCACCUGGGUGGCCUCUCACCCCAUGUGCGAGUUGAGUUCCUGCCCAAGAACACAUCAGCCCUGAUCCAGCCCAUGAACCAGGGUAUCAUUGCCACAUUCAAGGCCUAUUACCUGCGCCGUAUGCUUAGCCAGCUGGUCCAGGAGACAUCUGGUGAAGACCGACCCUCCGUGCGGGAGUUCUGGCGCAGCUAUACUGUUGUGACUGCUGUAGACAAUAUAGCCAGAGCCUGGGCAGAGUUGCAGCCCGCCACCAUGAACAGUGCUUGGAGGAAGCUGUGGCCCGAGUGUGUGCCUCCUGGCGCUCCUGAGCUGGAGACUGUGCCUCAGCUCCGCCGCAGCAUUGUCGCACUAGCCAGCCAUGUGGGCCUUGGAGAUGCAGCCGAGGCCGAUGUUGCCAACCUCUUGAAGGCCCAUGGGGAGACCCCACCCCAUGGCCUCCCCCAGGAUGCAGAUGAUGGUGGGGACAUUUGUGGCUCUGGGUUGCCAUGGCAGGCAGGGAAAGGCUCGGUGUCCGGAAAACGAGAGCCAGAUUUCACAGAGGCUGUAGUGGGUGUGGGGACUGAAGAUACUGAUGUGGGUGCUCUGAGCCCUGAGCACCUGGGCCAGGCCCUGUCACACUUUGCUGCUGGUUUACGGGUCCUCCUGGAGAACGAUCCAAACCGGGAACGCAGCCUCCGGGUGUCUCGGGAUGUCCACUGUGCCCUUGCCCGCCUCCGGGAGCUGCACCGGGAAAAGAGGCGACAGGCCCGGGCAGGUGCAUCCUCAGGAGGGCCCAUGGCAGUGGCACCAAGGGAUUUGGCAGGAAACCUGCCCUUGUCCCACGUGGGGCCCACAGAGGGUGAGGAGGUGGCUAAGGGCACAGGUCAUGAAGCACGGGCUGAGGCCUGUCCUGAGGACCAGUGGUCUGGAGACCUGCAGAGCUGGCCAAACCCUUCACGGAUGGAGCUCAGCAGGUCAGAGCCAGGGCAGCAGUGGCAUUGAAAUCGGCAGGCCCAGGGCAGGAACAUGCAUAUUCUUUAGCUGUGUUUGUAGAGGGUGAUGCAGAUGGAGCCUCCUCCACUGGUCAAGGUGGUCUUCAGACCACUCUGGCUGGAAGAUCGCUCUGGAGAUGCCACCCAGUGCAACCCUGUGCCAAGGCACCAAGUGGGACUGCAAGGCUGUCAACCCUCAGCUUGAGGUGUUGGCAGUGCUUUGAAGCCAGAGAGAAGCUUAGUAGAAUAGGGGAGGUGCUGGGACUGUCCACCUCCACUGUGGCUACCAUUCUUGACAACAAGGAGAAGAUCCGAGUGAGUGUCUGGUCGGCCAACCUGCAGGCGGCCCAGAUUGACACGCAGCUGCAGUCUGGUGAUGGACAACGUGGAGUGGGUGGCGAGGCUGUGGGCACGACUGUGGCAGUUGUGUGCAGGUAGCCCGCCCUGUUGCGAAGAGUGAUCUGGGAGGGCGGCUGCACACCCUGGCUGUUGUUCAGCAUGGAUAAGACUGGACUUCUCUGGAAGCAACUGCCUGCUAGGAUGCUUCUUUCUCUGGAGGAGAAGUCAUCCGGGAUGCAAAGCUGCCCGAGCUCUGAUGCUGCUGCUUGUUGGCAAUGUGGCUGGCGACUUCCAGCCGAAGCCACUGCUGGUGUACCCCUCAGAGAACCUGCAUACCCUCAAGGGCUGCCCCAAGCCCAACCUGCCUGUGGCAUGGCGCUCACACAAGGGAGUCUGGGUGACCAUGAGCCUCUUCCAAGAGUGGUUUGUGCACUUCCGGCCAGCCAUAGAGAGGUACUGUGCCCAUUACGGCCUCCCGCACAAAGCACUGCUCAUCCUGGACAGUGCCCCUGGCCACCCUGGGAGCCUGGACGACCUUUCGGAACACGUGUAUGUGGGGUACAUGCCCAAGAAAACCAGGGCCCUUGUCUGGCCCAUGAACCAGGACGCUGUUGCCACCUUCAAGGCCUGUUGCCUGCGCAGGGUCUUCCGCCUGUUGGUGUUGCGGGUGUGAGGCAGGGACCACCAGCACUCAGUGACCUUGACAUCUGGCAAGAAUACAGCAUUCUAGACACUGUCUACGACAUCUCUGAGUCCUAGGAGCAGGUCUGCCAUGGACACUGGGUAGGCGAAGGAAGCCGCGGCCUGAGUGCAUUGGCGGGAUGCCGGCAAGCUGCACGGGGACACUCUACCGCAGACCCUAAGGGACAUCACGGCACUGGCCCACAGUAUGGGUUUCAGACAGGUGACAGGCAGAUGUGGUGGAGCUGCUGCAGAGCCCCAGCACAGACCUGUCCAGCGAGGAACUGAUGGGACUGGAGCAGGAGCAUACUGCUGGAGAGGAGGGCGAGGACAUCUCACCUGUCUUUCGGCGGCUCAUGGCCAGGCACUUGGCCGUGGUUUUGGCAUGCUUGGAUGCUGGCCUGCAGAUCAUUAGUGACAGUGACCCCAACCUGGAGUACAGCCUCAGAGUCUACAUCACCAGCUGCUAUCGAGAGCUUUUCAAGGAGAAGAGAGGCCCCAAGGGGUGGUGGUGGGGGUGGUGGUUGGGAGCUCCAGGGACUCAGCACUUGGCUGGGGAGAGGGCUUCCUGAUGGCUCCCUUUGCUUGUGUUGAAGUUGCAAUAGCCUGAAUUUUCCCAUUUCAUUAUAUUCCUCAAAUGGUUUUUUGUCAGCAAAUAAUUUAUUAUUUCCAGUGAACUUCUCAAAUACAUGGCUUUAAAAGCCUUGAUGAA